UCAGUGUGUACGUUAAUGAGCAGUGGUUGUAUAACAGUAAUUGGAAUAUCAUCACGAGAUAUGUUACCUAUCAUCAGUUCACAUGUUCAUAAUAACGGCAUCCCUUUCAUCUCCAUCAAUAAUCCUGCUAAUCCCUUUGAUGGUGCCGACUCGCAAUAUGAGUUUUACAUCAAGCCAUCGACAUCCAGGGCAGUGUGUGACAUGAUUGAUUAUUUUGAAUGGGAAAAAAUUUAUUAUUUUUACGACAACGAUGAAGCAUUAAGUAGAAUGGAGGCCACAACAGACUACCUUCAUCAGAUUUAUAUUCCACCGGAAGUAGAUAUCCGCCAUGUUUUUAACGUGUACGAAACGUAUGAAACCAUUAAAAAUCUCCAUAUGGUAGAUCGGGGUAUGAUUAUACGAAUUGUGCUGGAUCUUAUCCCCCAAAAUGCAGAAAUUUUCUUAAAUAAAUUGAUGAAUGACAAAAAAGUUUUAAAAAUGAGAUUCCACAUUUUGUUACCUCAUGUCAAUAUGAAGGAGUUAAAUUUAACAGUUUUAAAUAUAGGAGGAGUAAAUGUUACUGGGUUUGAAUUACAGAGAGAAGGUCACUAUUUUAAUUCUUCCUUGAAUUUAUCUCAAGUAAGUUGGUUUCACUCCUACUCUUUUGAAAAUGCAUUAGCCAUGGAUUCUGUAGAAUUGUUCACAAAAUCUAUAGAGAAAUUACAAAAGAUACACGGAAGUUUAAGUUUAUUUCGUAAUUUGAGUGGUUGGAGUGACAGUUUGACGACAGAUGAGAUUAGUUGUAUUGAUGAUGGUACUAGGUUAUGGUUGUACAGGCGAACCCUGGCUGAAACCAUGUCAAAGAUGGAUUUAAGAAAUGGCCACACGGGAAGAAUAGUGUUUAAUAAAGCAGGUCAAAGGACAAAUUUCACAUUAGAUGUUAAACAAGUAACCAUGUACCGUGGUAUCCAUGCGGUGCGAUUUUAUUGCUACAGACCACAGGGACCAGAGCCAAUCUUAGAUAAAGCUAAUAGAAAAAUUGAUAACAGAACUCGUAUUGUGGUUUCAAUAGAGGAGGCGCCAUAUAUAGAAUAUAGGGAAUAUCCUAGUUAUGGAAGACCUAUAGUAGGAUCAGAUAGAUUUACUGGUUAUUGUGCUGAAUUAGGUGAACGGGUUUCCAGAAUAGUCAACUAUGACUACCAUAUAAGAUAUGUAAAAGACAAUACAUACGGGAAAAUAAAAGAAGACGGGUCGUGGACGGGUAUUAUUGGAGAAUUAAUAAGACACGAAGCCGAUUUAGCCAUAGCUCCAUUAACCAUCACCUCAAAACGAGAACAAGUUUUAGACUUUACUAAACCUUAUAUGAGUUUAGGAAUCAGCAUCAUGAUUAAAAAACCCGAGGAUGUGUCACCUCACGUGUUUUCCUUCAUGGAACCCUUAUCUUCAGAGAUAUGGUUGUGUACCGCCUUUGCCUUUAUUGGCGUGAGUGUUGUGUUAUUUCUAGUCAGUAGAUUUAGUGCUAUAGAAUGGCAAGUGGAAGGCACUGAUAAAAAAAUUCACAAUGACUUCACCAUAGGAAACUCUAUGUGGUUUUCUCUAGGAGCCUUUAUGCAACAAGGAUGUGAUGUUUUACCGAAAUCUGUAUCGGGAAGAAUGGUGACAAGUGUCUGGUGGUUCUUUACCUUGAUAAUCAUCUCCUCUUACACCGCUAAUCUGGCAGCUCAUUUAACCUUCAUGAGACUAAGUACGCCCAUCAAAUCAGCUGAAGAUCUAGCUAAGCAGACAGAAAUCAAAUAUGGUACUCUAUCCUCGGGAUCAACUAUGGAUUUCUUUAAUGGUUCAAAGGUCAACCUUUUUCAACGAAUGUGGUCGUAUAUGACGUCACAACCGUCUGUGUUUUACGCUCGAACUGAAGACGGUAUACAGCGGGUUCGAAAUUCCAGUGGAAAAUAUGCAUUUUUAAUAGAAUCAACCACCAGUGAAUAUUAUAAUAACAGAGCUCCCUGUGAUACUAUGAAAGUUGGAAGUAACUUGGAUUCUAAGGGUUAUGGUAUAGCUACUCCUAUGGGGUCGGACAUAAGAGAUAUGUUAACCCUAGCCAUUUUAAACCUGAGAGAACAUGGUGUUUUAGAAGAAAUGAGAAAACACUGGUGGCUCAGUAAAGGAGAAUGCCCCGUAGAGAAAAAACUGAAAGACAGUGCUGAAAACUCAUUGACAUUAGUUAAAGUGGCUGGUAUUUUCUAUAUUUUAAUAGUAGGUUUAGCACUUUCUGUUGUCGCAGCGGUGCUCGAAUUUUUGUAUAAAACUAAAAUAGAUUCUAGAAAACAAAAUGUUUCAUUUAAGUCUGAGGCUCGUUCUAAAUUUAGAUUAUCAAUAUCAGGGCACUCAGAUGACGAUUCGACUGGAGUAAGAACACCAUUAAGAACUGCUACUACCUUUUCGUACACAGGAUAUGAUACAGGCAGUAGAAACAGGCGAGCUGGUAAAACUCACACUAUUGUCUGAC
Molecule: messenger RNA, 2485 nt
Organism: Lottia gigantea (owl limpet)
Lineage: Eukaryota; Metazoa; Mollusca; Gastropoda; Lottiidae
Exons: 16
Coding region: 16-2484 (822 amino acids)
Biological process (GO): monoatomic ion transport; synaptic transmission, glutamatergic; modulation of chemical synaptic transmission
Cellular component (GO): postsynaptic membrane; plasma membrane
Molecular function (GO): transmitter-gated monoatomic ion channel activity involved in regulation of postsynaptic membrane potential; glutamate-gated receptor activity
Source: RefSeq, a predicted model, not a curated record